This is a messenger RNA of Acyrthosiphon pisum (pea aphid), 1952 nucleotides long. Its product is annotated as leucine carboxyl methyltransferase 1. The coding region runs from base 301 to 1233 and encodes 310 amino acids. Gene Ontology annotation, cellular component: cytosol. Gene Ontology annotation, molecular function: protein C-terminal leucine carboxyl O-methyltransferase activity. Lineage: Eukaryota; Metazoa; Arthropoda; Insecta; Hemiptera; Aphididae. Gene Ontology annotation, biological process: C-terminal protein methylation. The transcript has 6 exons. The record is from RefSeq and is a predicted model, not a curated record.
AUUAAGCAAAAGUAUUAAAAUUUAAAGUGUGCAACUUACUGAGGAGCCUGGAACACUGGAGUUCAGUGUCUGGUAUAGUCAAACCUUCAAAUUAAUACGUUUUCUAUGAGUAAUGAGUAUAGUCACAUAGCCAAAUAGGUUCAAAGUUCUCCAACGCAAUUGUUUGAUUAUAAUUGGAUAGAUUCCGAAGUUGUUUUCCACAAUGUGCUUGUAUCCUAUUGCUGCUACCGUAGAAUAAUGACAUUAAAGUUGCAGUAAUACAUCAAAUUUAAUAGACUGAUAAUCUACUGAAUUUAAAAUAUGUCUUUCGAUGAUGGAGUGCAAGCAACCAACUGCGAUGCUACAAAGUGCAAGUAUUCAGCUGUAAAGAUGGGCUAUUGGCAAGACGAUUUCAUACAGUAUUUUGUAACCGGCUACGAACGUAAAACGCCAGAGAUUAAUCGAGGGUAUUACGCUCGUAUUAAAGGUGUUGCCAUGUUUAUGGACAAAUUUCUCAAGAAAACUGGAUCGAAUUGUCAAAUCAUAAAUCUUGGUGCUGGGUUUGACACUCUCUACUGGAGACUGAAAAAUAGUGGAAUAAGAGUGAAUAAGUAUAUCGAAAUUGACUUUGCUUCAGUUACGUCCAAAAAAUGUUUUUUAAUCAAAAAGAGUAAAAUUUUAUUACAGACCAUUAGCCCACACGAGGGUGAAGUCAAAAUAAUAGGAUCAGAUUUACAUGCACCUGAUUACCACAUAAUCGGUAUAGAUCUUCGAAAUCUAACAGAACUGGAUAAGAAAUUAACUCAAUGUGGUAUAAAUUUUGAUAUACCCACAAUGUUUUUAACUGAAUGUGUUCUCGUCUAUAUGGAGCCAGAAAGUUCAUCAAUGUUAUUGCACUGGAUUGCCAAGAAGUUUAAUGACAUUUUUUUUAUUAAUUAUGAACAAGUUAACAUGAAUGAUAAUUUUGGACGGAUCAUGCUCGAUAACUUACGCAAUAGAGGAUGUCAGUUAGCUGGUGUUGAUGCAUGUUUAAGCCCUCAAACACAAAUGGAUAGGUUUGUAAGAGUUGGUUGGGAUAGCGCACGAAGUUGGAAUAUGAUAAAUGUAUAUGAAUACUUGCCCGAAGAAGAUAGAUAUCGUAUUGAAAGAUUAGAAAUGCUAGAUGAACUAGAACUGCUCCAACAAUUAUUACAACACUAUUGUAUUACAAUAGCCUGGAAAGGCAUAACCAUGGCUGACGUUGAUCAUUUAUAGCAGUUACAACGGCAGGUUAUCAAUGACAUAGCUCAUAACCUGCAUAUUGGAUGUUGAAAAAAAUUACAUCCAUUCAUACAUAAAUUGCAUCUAAAUUCUAAAUUUUUGCUUUUUUACAAUUUACCUCAUAAUAAUAUAUGGUGGUUAUACGAUUUUGACCUUUUGUUAAGUAAUUUUGUACAAUGGUGAGUAUAUUUAGCAGUAAUACUAAGUAUUCAUAAUCAAUGGUUAUAAUUACAAUAUACAACAAUGUAAAAUUCUGAUAAGCUUGUUUAUUUUGAAAUAGUAUAUAACAUAUUAUUUUAAGUACAUACAGUAAAUCACAACAAAAAACAAAUACACAAAGUUAGAAGUCUAGAUAAAAAAAAAAUAUAUCACAAUUAUUUGCCUUAAAUUAAUUGAUAAAAUGGUUCGUUGAAUUAUAUAUCUGCAACAAAGUUGUCUAUCUACUUAAUUAAUAAAUGUAUUUGUUAAUCAAUCAAUACCUAUUAAUUAUUGUAAGUGCCUUCCUAAAUGUAUUUAUUUUAUUAGUUCACUUAAGGACAAAACAAAUUAUUAUCAAAUAGUUUUGUUCUGGUGUUUUGAUUAAGUAGACUGAUUUGAUAUUGUGUUUAACUAAACUUAAUCUUUUUUGAAUUUUAUGUAUAGUUGUAACUUGUAUUAAUAAAAAGCUUUCAUAUACAUUAUUUGGCAUUUACUUGUACAUAAAAUAAAAUUCA